AUGAAGCCAAAAGUUUCCAAAUACUUCUCUCCUGCUGCUGCUCGAGAAGACGUAUUAGCAGCAGAAGCAGCGAAGACCAUCGAUUCUCCUUCUGCCAAUAUUGUUUCGUCUUUAAACGCCUCGUGUAUUGCAUCAAAGUCCUUCAUCGAAUGUUACAACAAAUGUGAAAUCGAUUUCCAAUCCUUCCUGGAAGCGGCAAAAAUCAAGGCGGAUUACGAGAAACACGAGAACGGUUUGGAGAUGAUUUUGAAACACGCAGAAGGACUUAUUUUCGAGAAAAAAGAGUUCUUCGAACGAGAGAAGGAAGAGAGACGUAAGCGGCGUCAUAAAAGCCGGGUGAAUCGCUCUGAGGAAGAGGAAGAGGAAGGCGCAGAUGUGUUAGGGUUUAGAGAAGGCUUUGAGGGUGCAGACGAAGAAGCGACUGCGAGAAAGCGUUUAGGACGUUUACUCAAAGACACGUUGGAAGAGUUGCACCGAUUACACGUGAACGCGUCGUGCAGAUGCUCGACUCGCGCGCCGAGAGUGAAAGAAGCGAGAGAUAAACUGACGUCGUACCGAAGGCGCGCCAGAGAGGCGUACAAGACGGUUGACUUUGAGAGGUACGAGACGGAUCUGAGAGACCGGUUUGAAAAGAAACGGAAGAGGGAAGAUGCGGAUGCGUUUGCAAAGUUUCGAAAGAAUCCUCCGAAAUCGAUCGAGGAGAUUCGUACGUGUUGCGAGUUGUUCGUGAGAAACGGGCGGUCGCCGCACCAUUUGUGCCCGCACUUGUGUUACUAUCGCGAGUACGAGCCGGCGAGGCAGUUGUUCGUGUUGAGAAUCGCGUGUUGCGAGAAGUUUGGGAGCGCGAAGAAGUUGGAAGGAUGGACGUCCGAGUUAGCUUUGAAUAAUAGCACGUCUAUUAGUAAUAGCGCCGCCAAUAGUAGGGAGCGACGAGGUAGGAAUUCCUCAUUUUCGCCUUCGCCGAGGAAAGAGUCGUCGUCGCAACUCUCCUCGUACGCGGUGAACAAUUCAAACAGCGUCCUCGGAUCUGGGUAUAAAUCGUUUCCGUGGAAAGUCGAGUUUAAAAGUCCAAGCGGGGAGAUAUUUGCUACCGCGGAGGAUGUUUUGAAAGCCAUAUCCGGAGAAGACGGUGAUACGAAUACUACUCAUCAAGCCGCGUUAGCGGUGGGAAAGAGUCAACCCCCGGUAACGAAUCCGCAAGGCAUCUCCUUCCCGCGAUCUUCACACGGCGGGUCCGGGAAACGAUUGCCCGGAGUCAAAGAGCACGGGUUAGAACAAGACGUGGAGAUUUUGAGAGCCGCGUUGUGGAAGGCGUCCGACGACCAAGUGCACGCGUCUUCGCCGGUCAAGUUGAGACGGUUAGAAGCGGAAACGGAAGGGUACGAACGGAGUCCCAUGCAAUUGGCGCCUCCCGGGAAAGGGUUCGUGGAGAGUUGCGGAGACGUGGUGACGUUGAAAGUUAUCGAUUACGAUAACGAUGGUGACGAUUCAGACGACGAAGAGGGGAGAAUGUUGUUCAGCGAGAGCGAGUACGAUACGGACGGAGAAGAUUUGGAGAGAAGAGGAGGAAGAAGAAGAAGAAGAGAAGACGCGCAUCAUAAUCAUCAUCAAGACGCGUUCGAUGGCUAUUUUUACGAGGACGAAGAAGAAGACGAUGAUGUCGUCGUCGCUGAUGAAAUCGUGAACAUCAGAAAGGAGGAGAAUAAGAAAGAGGAGCAAAAGGAAGAAGAAGAAAAAUCGAAAGUCUUGGCGUAUGACGACGAGAGCAAGAACAAAAACCCAAGUUCCUUUGAAAAGGUGAAAUCAAUAAAGAAGGAAAGAAAAGUCCAAGAAGCCACUUUUUAUGCCGCCAAUAAUGGCGACGGACCAUCCGCCUUUGAAAAGGAAGAAGAUUUUCAUCAAAGCGAGGAGAAGAAACUGCGCAUGGCGCAACUGAACGAAACGAAAAUGAUACACUCCUAUCACUCGUCGAAGCUUUUGAAACUGGAAAGCGAACCGCCGUUGGUGAGUAAGUUCGACGACGAGGAUGCGAUUGAUGCGUUCUUUCUCAGAAAGGAAGAAGAAGAAGAAGAAGAAGCCGUUCAAAAUCCUACGACGAGACAACAAUCCUCUGUUAUCGGCGGUUCACAAAGACACUUCGUCGUCCCGCCAAGAUCUCCGUUCGGUCUCCUCGAGGAAAUCUUAUGGAGAGACGACUGGAAACUUUUAACCGCGUGCAUGAUGCUGAACUGCACGACGCGAUUGCAAGUCGAUCGCGUCUUGUGGGAGUUGUUUACGUUAGCGCCGACGGCGGAAGACGCGGUGAAAUUAGGUGAAACAGAGCGUGGGAUUGAAUUGAUUGAAAAAUGUUUAGCGACGAUUGGAUUGCACAGAAAACGUGCGAGAGCGUUCGUGAGGUUAUCGAAAGAUGUGGUUGAAGCGAGACGAGGUAAAGAGAGCGCUUUGUUACGAUUAGGAGGCGAAAGCAAAUUAGGAGACAAAGAUCAAAUCUUGGCGUUGGAUAAUAACACCACCACUGGAUCAGAGAAUGACGACGACGAUGGCAACGGUAACGGAGAAAGGGAUGAUGAAGAAGAGGAAGAAGAAAAAGAAGCAACAAUUCCACCGCCAUCAUCGGCGCCACCAACUGGAGGAAAAUUCGUCCGCUCCGUUUCUGAAUUCCACGGCGUCGGUGCGUACGCUGCGGAUGCGCACGCAAUGUUCUGCGACGGCAUCAUCGCCGCGCCGCCGAGAGAUCACGCUUUACGAUGGUACUAUGCUUUCGCGUUGGAACGAGAGAGCGAAAAUUUAUCCAAGAACGUUUUGUUUCUAAAGACGACGAACGCGGAAGAAGAGGAAGAAAAUGUAGAAAGAGAUUAG
Molecule: messenger RNA, 2859 nt
Organism: Bathycoccus prasinos
Lineage: Eukaryota; Viridiplantae; Chlorophyta; Mamiellophyceae; Mamiellales; Bathycoccaceae
Exons: 1
Coding region: 1-2859 (952 amino acids)
Biological process (GO): DNA repair
Cellular component (GO): nucleus
Molecular function (GO): DNA binding; catalytic activity
Source: RefSeq, a predicted model, not a curated record